Molecule: messenger RNA, 1460 nt
Organism: Triplophysa rosa
Lineage: Eukaryota; Metazoa; Chordata; Actinopteri; Cypriniformes; Nemacheilidae
Product: myosin light chain 3, skeletal muscle isoform-like
Exons: 7
Coding region: 57-725 (222 amino acids)
Cellular component (GO): myosin II complex
Molecular function (GO): calcium ion binding
Source: RefSeq, a predicted model, not a curated record
UCAGUCACCCAUCCGAAUAAGAUUUACUUUUUGACUGUUCACCAGAAAACAACAGCAUGGCUCCUCCAAAGUCAGUGCCCAGCAAAGGAAAGUCAGUCUCAGAUGCCAAAGAAAUAUCAGCUCCUGGAGCGGCAGAACCAGCGACACCAGCGCCAGAAACUCCAACUUUAAAAGCUCCUGAAAAGGCUACACCUGGACCCACCUCAGCGACAGCAGCCCAAGAACCAGCUGAAGACCCAAAUUUCAAAUAUGACCCUGCCAUUGUAGGUAAUCUCUCUCCUGAACAACUUGAAGAAUUCAAAGAAGCUUUCCUGCUGUUUGCCAGAACUACUUUAGGGGGGAUGAAGAUUACAUUAGCUCAAUGUGGGGAUGUGAUGAGAGCUUUGGGUCAGAACCCAACCAAUGCUGAAAUACUGCAUGCUCUGGGGAGACCGAAGCCCGAAGAGAUGGAGUCCAAAAUGAUCGACUUUGAGACUUUUCUGCCCAUGUACCAACAAGUUACAAAAUCAAUAAAGAGCGGCACAUUUCAAGAGUUUGUAGAGGGCCUUCGAGUCUUCGACAAAGAAGGCAAUGGAACAGUCAUGGGGGCUGAACUACGCCAUGUGCUUUCUGCACUGGGUGAGAGAUUGACCGAAGGUGAGGUGGACCGGCUCAUGGCUGGACAAGAGGACACAAACGGCUGUGUUAAUUAUGAGGAUUUUAUAAAACACGUCAUGACUGGAUGAGCUUUCUUCUGGUAACGGAGGGUCACUGUAUCUUGAAGAUCAAAAUUUGCUGUCAAGAAAUUAACGAUUGUGUAAAAAACUAUGUAAUUAAAAUAAAUCUCUUCUCCAUCGAACUGUUUGUGAGCAUUAGGCAUUAGUGUGGACCACACGAUAUACAGUAAACCUUAGUCUGACCCAGGACAGAAUCAACACAGCUGUCAACGUAUUUCAUUUUGGCUUGACUUCUCUACUGUUCUGAGUUUGCUUUAAUCCCAGAAUGCCAAGAAUUUUCAUCAGACACAUGAUGCACCCGGACCCUAUACUGCACGUGUUUGGACUUCUCUCGGGGGGCUUUAAGGAUAUUGUGCGGUAGUCAAGAAUUGUAUUCAUCAAAAAGAACAACACUAUGAGAUGUGUUAAUUCCACCAAUGUGGAUUAAGUGUCUGACGCCUCAAGGCAUUUACAGUCAGUUUAAUCCCCGAUUUAAAAUCACUGGUUCAAAUUCACUUCACAGCAAACAGAACUUUAGCAGUCUUAAAAAUAAAACAGACUGUCUGACAAAAUAUGUUGGAAAAUGUGCAUAACACUUUCAGUGUUUCAGUAUAGAGACCCAAUAUUUGUCUCCCCAAAAAAGACUUUCCCCAUGUGUUAAAUUUCACAACCCCUUUCAAACUAAAAGAAGCUUCUAUAGAAAUGGCAAAUAGAAAUGGAUAUAUCAAACAGAGACAAAUCCUUGGGUAUUUACCACCUGACCCC